UCCGCUACCCGCGCCACAGUUAGGCGCCAUCAUUAGUCCCUAUUUAGGUUUAGUCUCUGACCAGAUGGUGUGGGCACGUGCCAUCCUCCCGGUCCGCGCGGUGUGCCAGACUGCCAGUCACGGUUUGGCGGACCCCAAAAGCGGGCUUUGCAAACCCACCCCUCAAAAAUCAACAACAAACCCGCCUUUUGGCUUCUUCAGACUGCGAUCUUCCCCCCCUGCCAAUCCACCCAAUCUGCCCCGAAAAGGCUUGCAUGAUCUCGUAGAUGUCACAACAUGAAUGAUGCGGAUGGGUUAUGCGUGUUUUCGA
This is a messenger RNA of Aspergillus fijiensis CBS 313.89, 310 nucleotides long. RefSeq lists its product as uncharacterized. The transcript has a single exon. NCBI's taxonomy places the organism in Eukaryota, Fungi, Ascomycota, Eurotiomycetes, Eurotiales, Aspergillaceae. The record is from RefSeq and is a predicted model, not a curated record. The coding region runs from base 65 to 280 and encodes 71 amino acids.